CAUAGCGACUGGGCCUCCGGACCGCGGAUCCUCGCUGCCUUGUCAACAUCUUUGAGCGUCGGCAGCUCCGGAGGCAGUGGUAACUGGCGGAAAACAGAUUGUGGAUGAGCACAAAGAAACCCCAGACCGACAGACCUGUCAGGAUACUGCCGAAACUAGCAGGUAGGAAACUAUGUGAAAGAAUCUUCUGAUGUCACAAUUUCUGGGUGUUACUGGAACAUUUGAUCAUCAUUCCUUUGGCAGUUCCAGCCUUCCCUGGAAGGUCAGUAGAAGCAAUUGAUUUAUUCACCUCUACAGGAAUCAGACUGGGCCUAUUUCGGUUUUCAGUGAAUUAUGCCUUUUCGGUUUGGGACUCAGCCAAGGAGGUUUCCAGUGGAAGGGGGAGAUUCUUCAGUUGGGCUGGAGCCUGGACUGAGCUCCAGUGCUGCCUGUAAUGGGAAAGAGAUGUCACCAACCAGGCAACUCCGAAGAUGCCCUGGAAGUCAUUGCCUGACCAUAACCGAUGUUCCCAUCACUGUCUAUGCAACAAUGAGAAAGCCACCUGCACAAAGCAGCAAGGACAUGCAUCCCAAAUAGCACCAUUAAGUCUCUUGUAGAGGUCUGACUAGGUCAAGGGUAAUGGGCCAGUAUCAUCUUAUGAUCUGGUAAACAAAUAAAGGCGGUGGCACCUUUGGAUGA
Dama dama (fallow deer) is the source of this 678-nucleotide messenger RNA. RefSeq names its product family with sequence similarity 229 member B (gene FAM229B). The coding region runs from base 334 to 576 and encodes 80 amino acids. NCBI's taxonomy places the organism in Eukaryota, Metazoa, Chordata, Mammalia, Artiodactyla, Cervidae. The transcript is spliced from 5 exons. The record is from RefSeq and is a predicted model, not a curated record.